Molecule: messenger RNA, 749 nt
Organism: Tribolium madens (black flour beetle)
Lineage: Eukaryota; Metazoa; Arthropoda; Insecta; Coleoptera; Tenebrionidae
Exons: 2
Coding region: 178-576 (132 amino acids)
Molecular function (GO): sequence-specific DNA binding
Source: RefSeq, a predicted model, not a curated record
UUAAAGCGUCGCCGUCGCCGACGGCCCGUCGGUCGCUGAAAGGUGGGAAAGUCAUUUUCACAAUUUUCAAUUUAUUAAUAUUUUCAGGAAGCUUAAAGGUAAGUAUGUAUUUGAUUUUCUGUGUGCGGUUUCUCAUCGAUUCAAAAAAACUUUUCUUUGGAUUAAGUAUAGCCUAAAAUGUCCAAAACCAAAACGGCGUAUAAUACAAAUUGUUGUGUACCUGGUUGCAACUCAAAAAAAAGCUCAAACAGGUCUUUGCACUUUCAUCAUUUUCCGAGAAAUGACGAACCACCAAUAACAAUAGUAAAUUCCUGGGGGACAAAAGAAAAAGUUAGUAGGAAAAAACUGUGGGAAGUACUAUUAAUGAAGAAAGAAGCUGCUCCAGGUUUGGUUGUUUGUUCUCUUCAUUUCAGAAAAGAAGAUUAUCUGGCAAGGAGUGACGCAAUUUUAGUACAAAAGGCAAGACUUAAAAAAACCGCAGUUCCCUCACUUAAGUUGCCUAAAAUAGAUACUAAAUUAUCAAGCAGAAAACACAAAACAAGUAAUUUAAACAUGGGCAACUUCGUAAAGCAUUAAUUGCUACCAAAUCUUUGUUACAAUUAGGGCAAUAGCUAAUUGCCAAACUUAUGAUAAGACAACAUAAGGUAAAACUUAAUAGUUUUAAAAUUUGAAGCUUUUAUUAACUUUUAUGUUUGAACACCAGUAUUUAUACAAUUCUGUACUUACAAUAAAUAAAAAUUGGGAAUGUA